UAAAGCCAAUAAAAUAUUAUAGUCACAGUGAUAUUUACUUUUAUUAAAAAUACAAUUAGCAUAAGACUGAUAUUAGUUCGUUUUAAAUAAAUAAUGUUAAUACGGCUUGCCAUAGCCUACACACAUACACACACAUACAUGCGCACAUGAGAAAGCGACAGCGGAUUACAACCUCCAGCGGCCGCGCGCACAUCUGCCUAGAUGUUUACGUAAUAUAUAUGUGGUUUCUCUGUGAGCUUCGGGUCAAAGAGACGCCUUCCGUUUUGAUUUACUGAGCAUCUGCGUUUAUUUAUUUAUUUUUUGUAGCAAUACAGCUAUGUAAAUAAGCGCAAGGUUUCCGUGCCGUCCCUUUAACCUGAAAACUGUCGGACUCUGUCAGCUCAGUGCGCAAUAAGAUCGUUUUUCAUCGCUAGCGACUGCGUGGACGCCACUGGUCACUCCACUGGGCAUGUAAACGCGUCUCUGCGCACUCGACCUUUUUACGAUGUUCGGCGAGGAUGCGCUGGCGUUAACGGCACCGUUAUGGUCCCCUGAAGAUGCACUAAAUGUAGAAGUAUAGCCAUGGCUGCAUGUGUGAGAGGGUGCUCGAGUGUGUGAUUGAACAGAAUGGGGAAAGAACAGGAACUCUUGCAGGCGGUGAAGACUGAGGAUCUGAUUACCGUCCAGCGGCUCCUCCAGAGACCCAAACAGGGCAAAGCGAAGCUCCUGGGUGCUGCUAAAAAAGUGAAUGUGAAUUUCCAGGACACAGAUGGGUUAUCUGCUCUGCAUCAUGCUGCUCUUAAUGGUAACGUGGAGCUGAUUUCACUGUUGCUCGAGUCGCAAGCUCUCGUUGACAUCAAAGACCAGAAAGGGAUGCGGCCCUUACAUUACGCUGCUUGGCAGGGCAAGUGUGAGCCCAUGAAAAUGCUGCUUAAGGCGGGCUCAUCACUCAACAGCCAAUCAGAUGAGGGACAGAUGCCUUUACACCUCUCAUCACAGCACGGCCAUUAUGAAGGAAGUGAGAUGCUGCUCCAACAUCAGUCGAACCCCUGCCUCAGAGACCACGCUGGGAAAACCCCUCUAGACUUGGCCUGCGAAUUUGGACGAUUCACGGUGGUGCAGUUGCUCCUGAACAGUAACAUGUGUGCUGCUAUGUUAGAACCAAAGCCCUCUGAUCCCAAUGGCAUCAGCCCGCUCCAUUUGGCUGCCAAGAAUGGACAUAUUGAGAUCAUCAAGUUACUGAUCCAUGCUGGUAUAGAUAUAAACCGUCAGACGAAAUCAGGGACAGCGUUGCAUGAAGCUGCUCUCUGUGGGAAAACCGAGGCUGUACGACUGCUGCUGGAUAGUGGUAUCAGUGCCGGAGUGAGGAACACAUAUUGUCAGACAGCGCUGGAUAUUGUUAACCAGUUCACCACUACCCAAGCCAGCAAGGAAAUCAAACAGAUGCUGAGAGAUGCAUCAGCUGCCAUGCAAGUGAGGGCUCUGAAGGACUACUGCAACAACUAUGACCUGACAAGCCUCAAUAUUAAAACAGGCGACACCAUCACGGUUUUGGAGCAGCAUUCUGAUGGACUAUGGAAGGGCUGUAUCCACGACAACCGUACAGGAAAUGACCGCGUGGGUUACUUUCCAUCCAACAUGGUGGAAGUCAUCAAAAGGGCAGGUCCCUCGACCCAACAGUAUCUUAAGAUACAGAUCCGUCCGCCAGCAAUCGGUUCAGUUGUCAUUGUGAACGGUGACUCCUCCCACAUUUUUUCUCUGCACCUCACUCCCCAACCCCCUUCUACCCAGCCCCUUACCCAUCAGCCCCUCUUCACCUCAUUUGGCUAUAAUAUGCCUGCCUGCAGCACAUUUGGGUAUGAACCAGCCUCCUCCUGCUCAGAGGAGCCACAAAAAGAGACAGGCUCAAGGGGAUCUGUUUCCAGCCCUCAUGGUUCUCCAACCUUCAGUGGCCAGCAGAGCAGUGCUAAUGAGGAGAUUUGGGUACUGAGAAAACCUAUAGCUGCAGUGGGCAGUGUUGGCAGUAUGGGCAGCACAGGCAGUCUCACCAGUGGACGUACAUCUACUGGCGGACAAAGCAGUAAUGCCAAUGCUCACCUCACCAACUCACCUGUGCCAGUGCCAACCACCCCCACACACUCACCCGGAGUAAACACGCAUGGCAUUAAUGUCCCAGGACUUCACGCUCAGGCCGAGGGUGUGAAGCUGUUGGCCACGGUGCUGUCCCAGUCAGCAAAAGCAAAAGAACAUCUUAUGGACCAAUCUCAGUCUUUAGAUCCUAAUUCAGCACCUUCUCAGUGCACACAUAGCGCAUCUGCUGUCCCACGUCAGCAAAGGAAGAAACCCUUUGUGGAUCCAUUGCUCCAAAGGAAAGAUGAAACUUCAGCUGAGAACAAGAGCUCAGAGGCUGCUGUUGAAUGGCUCACUAGUGCACAGCUGCAGUUCUACACAACAAACUUUCUCACUGCUGGUUAUGACCUGCAGACCAUAAGCAGAAUGACAGCAGAGGACCUCACUGCUAUUGGGGUGACAAAACCAGGCCACAGGAAGAAAAUGCUUUCAGAAAUCAGCAAGUUAAACAUCCCAGAUUGGAUACCUCAAGAAAGAACUUCAAAUCUGGCUGAAUGGCUGUCUGCAAUUGGUCUCAGUCAAUACUACCAGACUCUGGUUCAGAACGGCUACGACAAUAUGGUCUUCAUUAGUGAUAUUACCCUGGAGGACCUAAAGGAGAUCGGCAUCACUAAACUAGGACACCAGAAGAAGUUGAUGUUAGCAAUCAAACGACUGAGUGAAUCUCCAGAACCAUAUAUUCCCACCAAGGAGAGCCAGUUAGAAGGAAGCACAGAUUCCAAACUAUCAUUAGAAACUAGCACAGAACCAGAUGAGAACUCUGUCCCUUCUGUUCAUAUACGUAAAAGAACAGAGGGGCGUAGCUCUCCCAGGCACAGCACCCAAGGGCGGGGCAUACAAAGAGCUAAUGCGCCCCCUCCUCUGAAGAAACCCAGUUCAAUUGAGAGUCCCAUCCCAACACCUCAACAAACCCCUACUAAGGGAAGAACUUCAUCUUCUGCUUCAAAUUCCCCUUCACACAUUCCUUCCUCCCUGCUAAAAACACACAGCAGGACCAGAGGGCCUUGUGACUCUCCCCGUUCACAUGCUCAUGCUCGUACAGUCCCGUUACUUUGCCUACCAUCUGAAGGAGAAACCAAAGUGGGCAAUGGUCAAACUCAGCCCCAGCCAAGACGUGGACAGUCUAUUGCUACUGAUGCUGGUUGUGACUUACCCAUGCCAGACACCUCUGUGAAAUACGCCACACUAGGUGGACAUAGGGUUACUCCCAGCAGCUCUUCAAGAGCCUCUAGUGAAACCCUUGACAUCAACAGCGUCAAUCGCAGUCAGUCAUUCGCUACAGCUCGGCCGCGCAGACGGAUUCGUCCUCCAACUCCUCCAAAACGUUCAUGCUCUACCAUUUCCACUGGUAACCUGGCUGACGAGAUUGUGGCUGAUGAUGCAAGGUUUAGCGAAAAUAGGGCUAACAAUUUGUUACUCAAUGUGACAUAUAGGGAGCGCAGACGUAGCGACUGUGGCAUUGCCUCAGAAAAAACUUCAUCUGGGGGCAGUGUUAGAGACAUUGCAGCCAUGCUUGAAAUGUCCAAUCUCAGAAGCAGUGGUAAAGGAAGUGGUUAUCUGCAGGCAAGCCAUAACCUCCUGCGGCAGAACCGUGAAGUUCUGGAUUCCGACGUAGAUAGUCGCCGCCGCAAAAUAAGUGAAUUUUAUGACUCUCAUAAGCAGCCUGAUGAUGAUCUACAAGAGGCAGAGAUAAGCCAAUCCAUGCAGGAUCCCACACAUCUUAGACCAGCACCUUGUGAAACCCAACCAGUUAAACAGACCCCUGAACCACGCCCACGUUCCAUGAUCACUCAUUUGGAAGGUGGACUUUCCUCUCUGCCACAAGAGGAGUGGUCACGGAUGGAUGCCACAGCAACUUUGAGAAGACCACGACCACCACAUUACUCAGAUGGUGAACACUUUAAUCUGACAGAAACAAGUACUAUAAAGCGAAGACCCAAAGCAUUGGGUCCACCACAGAGUAAUGGCGUUGAUGGAGAUGGGCCAGAGAACUUUUGGAGAAGGCCUGUGUCUGAAGCUUGUGUUGGAGAUGGUGGUAGGGAGGAAGAAUUGCAACAUGAUGGCCUUGGUUCUCUUCCCAGACAAAUGAAACCCCCGGUUUCACCAAAACCAGCAAUGGCCCUUCGAAAACCUGAUCCCCCAACUCCUACAAGGAGGGUUCCCUUACCUGGACCAGAAGGUCAACAUAGCCCAGUUGAGUUUAAGAAAGUCCCUCCUCCAGUAUCUCCCAAGCCAAGUCCUCCUAUACUGCCCAAACCAGUGAAAAUCAAGCCAAUUCAUACCAUCGGAACUCCCGGCUCUCCUCAGACAGAUGUUCUCAGCCCAUCCAGUGCCUCCUUUAUCCCCAGUCCAACUGAGCGACUGGAGCAUACAUCACAGAUUUUGAGUCCAGUCACCCCAAAACCACUGGAUGGGACCAUGCUUUCCCCACAUACAGCAACGUCUCCAGCUCAGAGCCCACAGACGCCUCAGACUCCCCAAACUCCACAAACACCAUCUACACCAGGUUCAGGCUCGGCUCCAGUGAAGCCCCCAAGGUCUUCCAUGGCUGGUCUCUCAGUCGACAUCCCAAGCCCUCUGGAAGUGGAACUGCCUGGAGUGGAUGUACAAAAGAAUCUGAGAGAAGUAGAAAAACAGAGAGAGGAAGAUGAUGUUAGAAAGCAAGAAAGAGUAGAGGAAGUUGGAAUUUCUAGAGUGGAAAGGACAGGUCUGAUCCAGGUGGAUUCAACAUUUCAAGGUGAACAAGGCCUGAUUUCAGAGAUAGGGGAGGGAGCAGGACCAGUGGUAAUGAGCAGGAAGAAGGUAGGUGUAGCCAGACAGACACAAGUAGAGGGUGAACCACAAGAUGGAGAUAGAAGACAGACAGAGGUGGAAAGCCAAGGGUUAUUGAAGGUUGCUGAAACUGAGGGAUCUGCUUCAGGGGACAUGGUACAACUCAGACUGGAGGAGACCAGUGCAUCCCUGGCUGCUGCUCUAGAAGUGGUGGAGGAGAAGAUUAAGAAAGAUGACAGCACCAUUGUGGACAACAAGAGCACAGUCAACAUUCUUGAUGAUAUUGGCAGCAUGUUUGAUGAUCUUGCGGACCAGUUGGAGGCCAUGCUAGAUUAAAAACAAAGAGGUAUAUGAGAUGACCAAUGAGGUAUCCAUUAGGAGUGUGAAACAUGAGCUUUUUGAAGUCAAUAGGGAAAACUAGGGUGAAA
Carassius carassius (crucian carp) is the source of this 5309-nucleotide messenger RNA. RefSeq names its product caskin-2-like. The record is from RefSeq and is a predicted model, not a curated record. The transcript has 22 exons. Gene Ontology annotation, molecular function: protein binding. Lineage: Eukaryota; Metazoa; Chordata; Actinopteri; Cypriniformes; Cyprinidae. Bases 607 to 5217 code for a protein of 1536 amino acids.